Messenger RNA from Racocetra persica, 146 nucleotides. NCBI's taxonomy places the organism in Eukaryota, Fungi, Glomeromycota, Glomeromycetes, Diversisporales, Gigasporaceae. The record is from the annotation of a GenBank genome assembly.
AUAAUGAGUCUGUAGAUAUAGCUUCUUCUAAUAAUAAAGUACAAAUGCUUGAAGAAAAUUUGAAUAAAGAAUUAGAAGAAUUAGAGGAUGAAAUUGAUAUGAAUAAGAUGCAAGAAGACUUGUCUGUACAUGUGUUAAUUGACUAA